This is a messenger RNA of Heterobilharzia americana, 1930 nucleotides long. The record is from the annotation of a GenBank genome assembly. NCBI's taxonomy places the organism in Eukaryota, Metazoa, Platyhelminthes, Trematoda, Strigeidida, Schistosomatidae.
CAUUGUUAUUAGUUCCGAAACAUCUCCAAAGAAACGGAGUUUUCACUGAUUGCCCUUUAGAUUAGACAGUACUUCUUUGGAAAUCUGAAUACUAUUUAUUUAUGACGGUUGCAAGUUUUUAUUUUUAAAUCCAUCCUGAAAGAUGUAAUGCUAUGACAUAGUGACAUUUAAAUGUCAGUAAACCUGUUACUUAAUGUAAGCCUGCAGGAAUUAUAAAAUGUCAAAAUUAGAAUCAAGUGGAUUUUCUGUGAUCCUCUACAAAAGACGAUGGUUCGCAUUGUUCAUUUUUUGUUUUUGUUCAUUCGCAAAUGCUUAUCAAUGGAUUCAUCUUAAUAUAAUUUCUGAUCGAGUUUUAUUUUUCUGGAACGCCUCUAUUCCGGGUUCGACAGAGGAUGUUCGCCAAAUCGCCGUUGAUUGGUUAUCAAUGAUCUACAUGCUGACGUAUAUUCCAUUAAUAUUUCCAUCUACAUGGAUACUUGAAGGAUGGGGUCUACGAGUAACUCUACUGGUUGCAACAGCAUUGAAUGCAGUUGGUGCAUGGACAAAGUGUGUUGCUGGCGCUGUCACUUAUGAACCAAACUUAGGAUUGACUAAUGAAGUUAUUCCCAUAACUCAUAAAUUUGGUUUCCCAAUACUUAUGAUUGGACAGACUAUCUGUGGAAUCGCUCAAUCAGGCAUACUAGGUAUACCCGCACAUUUAGCUGCAAUAUGGUUCGGCGAGAAUGAAGUUUCGACAGCUACUGCUCUUGGUGUAUUCGGUAAUCAAAUUGGUGUAGCUGUUGGCUUUUUAGUACCUCCACUUAUUGUUCCUAUGCUACCGUACGUUAUCGAUGAAACUUCAGGUAACCCAACAAAUAUACUGGAUCCUAGUGUGGAUGUGAUACAAUUGUUCAACAGAAUUAAAUAUUACACAAUGAUACAAUUAUACUUUAGCGCUGCUUUAAAUACCCUACCCUUCAUCGCGGUCAUGUUCUUCUUUCGUGCAAAACCACCAACAGAACCAAGUAUAGCUCAGUACAAACGUACAGCCCAACCGGAUAGGCAUAAAAUAAAACUGGAGGAUAAACUAGCCAACAUAAAAUCGAAUGGAGCCCAUUCAGCAAUUAGUCCGCACGUUAAAAGUAAUAAUGACAAUAUUGACAAAGAAUUCUAUUUUAAAUCACCCGAUUCCAGUCAUUUCCCAGCUCUCAAUUCAAAUGCCUAUGAGAUAUCUUCUAUAAACCAGAAUGCCAGUGGUGGUGACCGUACGGAUAAUGAUUUUGUUGUCGAAAUGGAUGAUAACAGAAACAGCCAUUCUUUUGAAUCAUUAAGGCGGGGCGGUAAAGAUGCAACGGUCUGGGCUGCCUUGAAACGUUUAUUCAGAAAUCAAUGGUUUGUUUUAUUGUUUAUAAGCUAUGGUAUAAUUACUGGUGUUUACUAUGCGGUGGGUACGUUGCUGAACAGUAUACUCCUGGAAUAUUUUACAGAUUCUAGUCAAUUCGGAUGGGCUGGUUUUACAAUGAUUGUCGCUGGUAUCUUCGGAUCUGUAUUGGCUGGUGUCAUUUUGGAUAAGACAAAAAAAUUCAAACUGGUCACUUGUACUAUCUAUAUUCUCAGUUUAUUAUCGAUGGUUUUUGUUAGUAUGUUCUCCUUAGGCUUCUUUAUGACUGGUUACUUAAGUUUGGGUUUUGAAUUAGCCGCAGAAUUAACAUAUCCAGAAAGUGAAGGUUUCUCCUCUGGUCUAUUGAACACAUCAGCACAGAUAUUCGGUCUUAUUUUGAUACAUGUGGCAACUACCUUACGAACACAUUAUGGAGUUCUACCAGGCAAUCUAUUUCUCACUGCCCUGUUACUGCUUGGAUCAAUAUUAACAGUAUCGAUCAAAGAGAAUCUUCUUCGUCAACAAGCUCAUGAGCGAAUGAAUAAACUGUUAACAAAAGAAGUUACCUAG